CCAACAAAGUCAUGGCUGCAGGGACGGCGGCUGUCGACCAAUCAGUGUAUCUGUCGUCCUUCGUCCUGAUCGCCUUACACCGAGCGACGAGCAUCAAAGACCCCAUCCUGCAGCUCCGGUUCCAUGAUGACAGCAUGAAAUCUGCAGCGAACUACAUUUCCCAGCAUGCCCCGACAGUGAAGAGCGUGUACGUGCGUGCGGUGGCGACCUACGCUCUGACCCUUCACGACCCAAACAGCGAGGCGGCCUUGACGCUGCUCAGCAGUCUGGAGAAACUCGCCCGGGACAAAGGUCACCCCGCGGUGCUCAGGUACUGGCAGGAGUCCAGUGUGACAGCUGAUUGGCUGAGACCGGACCAAUCGAGCGGCCUGACGGUGGAGACGACGGCGUACGUCUUGCUGACGGCGCUGCUCAAGGGGAGGAUCCAGUACGCCAACCCCAUCCUGACCUGGCUGACCCAGGAUCAGCACUACGGACAGGGUUUCUACUCCGUACAGGACACAGUCUUGACUCUGGAGGCGGUGACGGAGUACAGCAGGGUCGUCCCUCGAGCCAUCCUCAAUCAGGACAUCAGCGUCCGCCAAAGCAGGAACGGACCGGUGCAACGAGUCCAGCUGAGCCAGAGCCGACCUGUGGCCACGCCCAUCCAGGUGACGACAGAUGAAAACAUCAGUGUUUUCACAGGUUAUGGGAGGGGCGUGUCCAAAGUGAAGAUGAAGGCAGUUUACUAUGAGACCACGUCGUCCUCACAGAACUGUAACUUUGACCUCACCAUCGAGGUGGUGAGCCCCGAAAACAAUUCCAGUGUGCGUUCUCCUCAGCUGAUCGCCUGCGUGAAGUACAAACCUCCUCCUAACGAGGUGUUCACAGAGUCCAGUCUGACCGUGAUGAAGAUCCAGCUGCCGACAGGUGUGGACGCCACCUACGAGGACCUGAGACAGGUGUGAACGCUUCUUACUUCAGCUCUGAG
Molecule: messenger RNA, 970 nt
Organism: Plectropomus leopardus (leopard coralgrouper)
Lineage: Eukaryota; Metazoa; Chordata; Actinopteri; Perciformes; Serranidae
Source: RefSeq, a predicted model, not a curated record